AUGCAGUAUGGAAUUAUUUAUGCUCACUACAACCAGUGGCCUGGUGUUGGCCCUAGCAGCUGGAAUCCCGCUGCGGGGCCUCCAGGACCAGGAUCACAACCAUGGGCCCAACAACCCGUCGGUUGGAACGGAGCAGGGCCUGCAAACCAUCCAGCUAAUCAACCUGGGAACGGUCAUUCCACGCACUUGCCUAAUUUGGCAGCACAACCAGGAAUGCCCUGGCCACCAGAUCAGGCAGGUCCCUCUACAAACGGUUGGAUGCCUUCGGCGUGGGGACCGCAGGUACAUGCUAAUAUGUCCGCUAAUAACAGAAUACAAGGUAUCGGAGAAGACGUAUCACUAUACAAUUCAUCACAGACCCGGAAACCCAGAUCCGCUUGGGACACUUUAUGCUUUGCUGCUCUGACUGGCACGAAUUCUGCACCCAAUCAAAACGAGUUGGUUAAUUCGAUUGAGACGUGGAAUCAUCCGGCUGCAGCGGCUGCGGCUGCAACAAACGCUCUGUGCCAAUUAACGCCGAUGCAGAUUGGCCCAGGGAAUGGGCCACCUACGGACUGGAGUCAAGUCACAGCCCCGCCCGGAACUGGCGCCACACACUGGAUGGGAGUGAAUUCCACACCGGUCAGUUUAUCUGGUUCUAAUGCAUCAGAAGCUGUCACAAACAGCCUAACAAGUGGUUACUUGAACGAACACACAGCCCCACAUCCACACCAGAACGGAGCCACUAUGGCGGCGGUAGCUGCGGCUUUUGGCAUCGGUGGCUCAGCCACUGGCCCAGUACCCCCUCAUUGGGCCACAUCCGGUCCUAGUGGUGAUCCAAGUAAGUAA
This is a messenger RNA of Echinostoma caproni, 828 nucleotides long. NCBI's taxonomy places the organism in Eukaryota, Metazoa, Platyhelminthes, Trematoda, Plagiorchiida, Echinostomatidae. The record is from the annotation of a GenBank genome assembly.